This is a messenger RNA of Thamnophis elegans (Western terrestrial garter snake), 9043 nucleotides long. It is a transcript of the gene ADAMTS7, whose product is annotated as ADAM metallopeptidase with thrombospondin type 1 motif 7. The transcript has 24 exons. Lineage: Eukaryota; Metazoa; Chordata; Lepidosauria; Squamata; Natricidae. The coding region runs from base 136 to 5457 and encodes 1773 amino acids. Gene Ontology annotation, biological process: proteolysis; extracellular matrix organization. The record is from RefSeq and is a predicted model, not a curated record. Gene Ontology annotation, cellular component: extracellular matrix. Gene Ontology annotation, molecular function: metalloendopeptidase activity.
CCGCCGGCAUGGAAGAGGCAGCGCGAGCCGCGCCCGCCGCCCGGACCCAGCCUGCCCGGCGGGGCGUCGCAGCGCGGAGGUCCGGGGCGCCUCCUCCGCCCGCCCCUUGAGGCCGCCCCGCCGGCUCCGCCAGGCAUGGCCCGCUCGCUGCUGGUGCUGGCCGCCGCCCUCCUGCUGGCCCGGGGGGGGCGCGCCGAGUCCCCAGAAUCCACUCAGGGACCCGAUCCCGGCUACGAGGACCAGGAGGUGGUGUACCCCGUGCGGGUGGACGAGAGAGGCGCCUUCCUGUCCUACAACCUGACCCACCGUCUGCUGUCAAAGAGGGCCAUUUUCUCACGGACUCGGACCGGGACCUUCUACGCCCUCUUUCACCGAGGGCAGCAGCUGCGGUUCAAUCUGAGCCUCAACCCUCACCUCCUGGCGCCUGGCUUUGUGACGGAAAAGCGGCAUGGAGGUAUCUCCCGGGCCAGGAUUCGAGCCUCCGGGCGGAACCCCUGUCAUAUGAUCGGGUCUGUCCAGAACCAGGAGCAAGGAAGUGGGAUGGCGGCCCUCAGCACCUGCGAUGGGCUGAAAGGCGUCUUUCAUCUGGCUGGCCAAGAUUUCCUAAUUGAGCCGCUGGCUCCCAGCAACCUGAGGGAGGGCGCAGCCCAACCACACAGGAUAUCUCGACGGCACAUUUGGGAAUACGAAGCCGAAGAGUUUAUUUCGGUCCUGAGCACGAAAAUAACCAGGAAGCAGCCAACUUCUGUCCGGAUGUGCGGGGUGCAAGGAAAUGCCGAGGGCUCAGAGAAGUGGAGAGAACAUUGGGAGGAGAAGCAGCAGAGGAAACGCCGAAUCAAGCCACGCUCAGUCAGCAAGGAGAAGUGGGUGGAGACCCUGGUGGUGGCUGACACCAAGAUGGUGGAGUAUCACGGCAGCGAGCAUGUUGAGAAGUAUGUCCUGACGGUCAUGAACAUGGUGGCUGGUUUAUUCCAUGAUGCCAGCAUUGGGAACCCGGUCCAUAUCUCUAUUGUGCGUCUUAUCUUUCUGGAAAACGAGGAGGAGGAUCUGAAAAUCAGCCACCAUGCCGACAACACCUUGAGAAGUUUUUGCAAGUGGCAGAAAGCUCUCAACCCCAAGGGAGAUGCCCACCCCCUGCACCAUGAUGUGGCCAUCUUGCUCACCAGGAAGGAUCUCUGCACUGCCAUGAACCGUCCGUGUGAGACGUUGGGCCUGGCCCAUGUCUCUGGCAUGUGCCAACCCCACCGGAGCUGCAACGUGAAUGAGGACACGGGUCUCCCACUGGCCUUCACCGUGGCCCACGAACUGGGACACAGUUUUGGGAUUCAGCACGAUGGCAGCGGCAAUGACUGUGAGCCAGUUGGGAAAAGGCCUUUCAUCAUGUCUCCACAGCUCCUGUACGACACUUCGCCCCUCACCUGGUCCCUCUGCAGCCGGGAAUACAUCACCCGCUUCCUUGACCGGGGCUGGGGGCUUUGUCUGGAUGAUCCCCCAGCCAAGGAUGUGAUCGACUUCCCCUCGGUUCCACCGGGAGUCCUCUACGACGUCAGCCACCAAUGCCGACUCCAGUAUGGCGCCUACUCCACCUACUGCGAUGACAUGGAUAGUGUCUGCAACACCCUCUGGUGCUCCGUGGGGAACACCUGCCACUCCAAGCUGGACGCAGCUGUCGACGGCACCAAGUGUGAUGAGAACAAGUGGUGCUUCAACGGAGAGUGUGUGAAUGUCGGGUACCGGCCAGAGCCUGUCCAUGGGAGCUGGGCAGCCUGGAGUUCCUGGACGGUCUGCUCCCGGACCUGUGGGGCUGGAGUACAGAACGCAGAGCGGCCAUGCAACAAUCCUGCCCCCAAGUACGGUGGGAAAUACUGCCUGGGAGAACGGAAACGCUUCAGGGUCUGCAAUGCCCAGCCGUGUCCGGCAGACAAGCCCUCUUUUCGGCAGAUCCAGUGCAGCCGUUUUGACCACCGGCCCUACAAAGGGAAGCUUUACAAGUGGAGCCCAGUCCCCAACACCAGCAACCCUUGUGAACUGCACUGUCGACCCAACAACGAGUACUUUGCUGAAAAGCUUCGCGAUGCUGCCAUUGACGGAACCCCCUGCUACGAAGGGAACAGCAGGCGGGACAGAUGCAUCAAUGGGAUCUGUAAGAACAUUGGUUGCGACUAUGAAAUUGACUCCUACGCUAUGGAGGACCGGUGUGGUGUGUGCCACGGGGAUGGAUCCACCUGUCGGACAGUGAAGAAAACCUUUGAAGAGAGCGAGGGGCUGGGUUAUGUUGAUGUUGGCCUGAUCCCGGCUGGAGCACGUGAGAUCCAGAUCGAGGAGGUGGCCGAAGCGGAGAACUUCCUGGCUUUGAGAAGUGAAGACCCCAAGAAAUACUUCCUGAAUGGUGGCUGGACCAUCCAGUGGAAUGGGGACUACAAGGUGGCUGGGACCACUUUCACCUACAAGAGGAUGGGAAAUUGGGAAAACCUGACUUCUCCAGGGCCCACAGAAGAACCGAUUUGGAUUCAGCUCCUGUUUCAAGAGAAGAACCCGGGUGUCCGUUAUCAGUACACCAUCCAGCAGGAGUCCAGGAAUCAGAGUUUGGUUGCUCCGCCUGAGUUCUUCUGGCACUACGGACCCUGGACAAAAUGCACAGCUACCUGUGGGACAGGGGUCCAGAGACAGAUGGUGCGUUGCCUUGAGAAAGCCGCUGGGUUUGUGGAGGAGCAGUACUGCGAUGCUCUUAGCCGGCCUGAUGACGAGCAGAGGAAUUGCAACCAGGAACCAUGUCCAGCCAGGUGGUGGGCUGGUGAGUGGCAGGCUUGUUCGGCCACUUGUGGUGACUCUGGACUGAUGAAGAGGACUGUCCUCUGCAUUCAAAGUGUGGCCCUGGAUGAGCAGCAGGCACUACCACCCAACAAGUGCCAGCAUCUCACCAAGCCAGAAACCACAGCCGCUUGCAACCGUGAAGUCCUCUGCUUGGCACUGUGGGUCACAGGCAACUGGUCCAAGUGCUCAGUGACCUGUGGGAAAGGAACUCAGAGGCGCCCCGUUUUCUGCCCCACUGACACCAGAGCCAAGUGUGAUCCAGCCGAAAGACCAGCUUCCGAGCGCGACUGCUGGGCCUCAGCCUGUUGGAAUAGGAUGGAGAACAGUGUCCCCGACUGGUCCGGGAGUGGCUCUUCAAGCCAGGAACUCUUCAAUGAAAUUGAUUUCAUUCCCAAUUAUCAGGCCCCCAAAUUUAGUCCUUCGGCUCCCAAAUCUCAAAAUGUUAUUACAGAGGAAAUUCUCCUCCCCAACAACCAUAAGAAGGGAAAUGUGUUUGUGGAUGACUUUUAUUAUGAUUAUAAUUUUAUCAAUUUUCAUGAGGAUUUGGCUUAUGAGUUGGUUGAGGAAAAGAACAGUAAAAGGGAAGACUUGAAGCCCAACUUUGGGGUCAAGAUUUUUCACACGAUGGAGGCGGAUCCCCAAGAAGUGCUUCCGGAUCUUCCUCCCACCACAGACCUGGAAGUCAAGUUGGCUAAUCGAGGCUCCACAUCUCCGACUGUUGGGCAGGAAAAUGAGAAGGAGCAUGCUAAUGUUCAGGACAGUAGCGCAACUGACACUUUGCAGGAUCCCUUCAUUACCCCAGUAGUCACCAGCUCUUCUGCUUUGGUUCAUCGGGAAAGCUUCCAGCCAUCACUUCCAGAAGUCCAUCCUUCCACUUCAACAGUGAAGUCUCCUCCUUUGGGGAGCAACAACCAUGUAUUUGGGGGUGCUAUUCAAGAACCUCCUUUUAUUAAUACCUUUUUGAAAGACAACACCGCAAGGCCUGAUUCCUCCAUCAGCUCUCCUUCCUUGGAUGUACUCACUCCGACAAUGUCUUCUGUCGAGGACAGUUAUGGCAGAAAUGCAUUUGGUACUCUUAGAAGCACAGAAGAUCCUGGUGGAAGGAUGCAGGGCCCCAAGAUUCCUGAACUUGGCAAUAGCAGCGAUCAUGGUUUAUGGGAAAUGGUGGAAGAAACCAGCAGGAAGCAGAGCAAUAGAGACAGAGUCAUUGUCAGUGGUGAAGGUAAUAUGGAUAUGGCUUAUACAGUGAAAGAAAAUCUGGCAAAUACAUUUGCCACAACAACUGGGGCAUCCUACCCCCUUGCCCAUCACCUCUCUGCUUCUGCUGGAGCCUCCUGGGCUUUUACUGUUCCGGAUGCAGAGAUAAGCAGCAUCUCAGGACGUGACCGUCUCAAGAAUACCCCUUUGCUCAUCACUGAGCUUCCGUCAGGGACAUCUCCCUCCACUUCUGCCUACCAGUCAUCUGGACCCAGCAGAAAGACGCAAAUGCUUCACCACCCAGACACUCUGAUACCACCGAUAGCCACCGAAUCAAACUCUUUGGAUCGGAACUCACCUUUUCCCAACUUUUCUCCCUCUGCGUUGCUUCCUUCAAAGCAGAAGCAGUCUAAUAGGAUUGAGACAGAUUUGGAGACUAAAUCUGUACCUUCCACUAAGGACCGGGAAUUCUCCAGGGACAGAAACGAAAGGCCACCUCCCCAUGUGCCAACUGCCAGUAGCAGAGGAGGUGCUGGGCAUGAGGUCAAAUUUCAGGAACCGGAAGGGAAGAUGGCAUCUUCUGCUGCUCCUCCUGAUGCUGUAAGAGCUGCUCUCAAUGCUAGCUGGGAAGCUGGAAACUGGAGUGAGUGCUCUACAACCUGUGGCCUUGGGGCUGUUUGGAGAGUUGUACACUGCAGCACCGGAAAUGAGAAGGACUGUGACUUGACUAGCAAGCCGGCUCCUGCCCGGCGCUGUUAUCUGAGGCCCUGCUCCAAGUGGCACGUUGGAAAAUGGAGUAAGUGCUCCAGGACCUGUGGAGGAGGUGUGAAAGUGCGGGGCAUCCAGUGCAUCGACACCCGGGGCCAGCGAUCUCUGCGACCCUUUCACUGCCAGACUGCCUCCUACAAGCCUCCAGCGCAGAUGCCGUGCCACACCAAGCCGUGUCUGAGCUGGUACACCUCCACCUGGAGAGAGUGCUCUGAGCUGUGUGGAGGAGGUGAGCAAGAGCGCCUGGUGACCUGUCCCGGAAUGGGGAGGUGUGACUCAGCCCUCCAGCCGAACAGCACAAGGCCGUGCAACACCCAGCCCUGCGCCAAGUGGAGAGUGGGAUCUUGGGGGCAGUGUACGGCCACAUGUGGCGAGGGCGUCCAAAGGAGGCAGGUGAAGUGCCUGAACACCAAAACUGGACAGGCAGAAGAAGACAGCAGCUUGUGUGAGCACGAACCUUGGCCGCAGAACACCCAGAGGUGCAAUUCCCAGGACUGUCCUGCCAACGAAGAAAGCUUCAUCUGUGACGGUGACCGCCUCUCCUUUGGCUUCUGCCAGACCCUGCUGUGGCUUGGAAGAUGCCAUCUCCCCGCAGUCCGUGUCCAGUGCUGCCAGACCUGCCACCCCCAUGGCCUGCUCCAUCGGGAUCGGGGUGAUGAGCGCUCCUCCCGGAAGUGAACGCCUCUGUGCCCGGGAACCUCUGGUGGGCGAGCGCUGGAGGAGACCCACUUCAGCCAGCCAGCUCUUCCGUCCGUCAGAAACCAACCAAUAUUUUCUGCCUGGCGUGGUGCUCAGUCUCGUGGCUGAGCUUUUUCUCCAGGCAGAGCUUUUUCUCCAGGCAGCCGAAGAGAAGCCUUGCACCCACAGCGCAGGAGGGAGCUGGUGGGGGCGAAUGCUGUCUGGCCCCAGGAAAGCAGCUUGUGGAAGCCACCUCAGACAUCUCCCCGGUCUACAGUUGGUCAUAGUCACUCAGUGUUGGCAGGCCAGCACAAACCUCCUGAGGAGUGAUUUUUAAAAAAAAAGAAUAAAACCAACUAUUUUUAUAUUUUAUGCAAAUGAGCAUGUAGCAUUCCACAGAAUGUCAUUUGAUCAGUUGGUUGUGUUAUAAGUAAAAAGGUUUUUCUUGCUAUAGGUGUAAGGAGCUUCAGACAGUGAAGUUAAAUAUCCCGGUGCUGGCUGCGCAUGCAUGUAGGCAAGCAUGUACACACACACACACACACACACACACACAAAUGGUGCUACUGCUCGAGACAGUCAGGUGUUUCUAGUCUGCCCAGCUUUGGGCAGGUUAGUAGCUCCUCCAGCAGGGCUGCCAGUCCUGUGCCAACCUGCUCUGCCAUCUGGUGGCACCUGAAAGUUGCAAGCCAAAAGGAUGCUGGUGCAGGACAGAGGGCAACCUGCCCAAGAUUGCCAGGUGAGGGACUAAAUGGAAACUUGUCUGACUACGCUACUGUUCUGCCUCCUUUUGUUGCAAGUCAGUUCUCCCCGAAGCAUUAUUCCCUUUCCCUCGUGAACUAAGAAUGCUUGAUAUCGGAUCUACCUUUUCUGCAUUUGUAACUUAACAUUGUUAGCCCCACUUUCAAAAAUGCACCUGACUCAAGAUUAUGUGUUUGCUCUCUUGCUUUCACCUUGAAAUUGGAGAAAUGGUGCAGAAGUUCCCUUAAAAGUCUACACUGGCCACACAUCUAAACUUUGUGUAAUCUACAAAUAACAUAAAAGAUCAACCUGUUUUAAAGGAAGGAUUGGAUGGCUUCGCUUGUUAGUCUGUUUGGGGAGAGGGUUGUUUUGCCUUUGGGCCCAUCUGGACUCCUGGUGGCUGCAUGGAGGGGGCCCUGCCGUGUUUGUAGCAGGCUGUGGAAGCAAUUUGCCCUUGUUUCUUCUGGGAUGUGUUUUGACACCCCUCCCUCCCCGGCUCAAGGGCUAAGAGAAAGGGACUGGCGUGUAGUUGCCCUGCUGCCUUUGCUGCCUCUGGAGGGCUAGAGCUAACGGUCCCCAGGGCCUUAACCACAAGGCCAAACUGUCGCUCAGAAGUUCUGCUGACUUGGCCAUGUUUUAAGGGCAAUUUGUCGGCUUCUGAAUACCGAAUGUCGUCCUCAUCCCAAGAUGAAAGUUCCCAAUCAACAUAUGAGAAAAACUGAAAAUUGAUUGCGAGAAAAAUAUUGUAAUACCUUUCUAAAUUUUUAAUGGCUGUAGCUCUCUAGUGUGUUAAACUGCAAUAGCAUAGUUACAUCUAAUCCUGUUGUAUUUUUGUUUUUCUGUUAAAUUUUUAAAAUUUGUACCCAUCUCAUUUGAGUCUCCAUGUGCUUGCUUAGCGUGGCUACAGUCCACUCAGAAUAUCAGAGCGUAUUGUGGCUCUCUGUUUGCUCAGUAAGUUUCAACUCCUCCCAGAUGGCUUUGGACGGCAGCCAAGGUCAAUCAGGACCUGGGCCAAUUUUGUUGUUUCUCAAAGAUGCCACUCCACAUCUUGGUGAAUGGGACUUUAACGGUGCAGAUGCUUCCUUUCCCUGGAAAGUCUCACCCCACGUCCAGUUUGCCCUCCUGCCUACUUGCAGUGAGCAGCAUCAACCUGGGAGGCCCCCAAAAGCCCUGAUGCUUCUUAAGCCAAGAGGAUGCGUGGAAUAGGAAAGGCCUCUAAUACACCUUCCCUGAGUGGAGACCAUCCCCCAAUACCUCCCUCUGCCCCUUCCACUCUUGUGUUAACUUCUCCAUCUAUGGGGCCUCUUUAAUUGGGGUUCGUGCCUGAAUGGCCCAUUUCAGCUGAGGGAUUAAAAUUUUUGAAGGGGUCAUCAAAACAUUUUGCUUCAAAGCAAAAAAACAAGUAAGCAGAUUUUAGGGACUGCAGAAAUUGUCACUAAAUGCUACUUAAUGUGAUAGAAUUAGAAAAUUAUUUGAUACAUAAGUGGACGGUGAUUAUAUUAGCCAUAUCUGAAUUUAUCAUAGAGCUUGCACCAAAAGAAGACAGCCUAGAAAAUAUUGGGAACCUUUGGUUUAAGGGUUGUGAAGAAUUAGUUUAGUUUAACUUGUCUAAACCAUGGAGUUCAGAAAUGUCAUCAGCCGUAUCAAAAAUCAGAGUAUAUUGGAGAACAUUUCUUCUAUGAAAAAUUACAUCCAAGGCUAGUUUUAUUAUUUGGGAAAGCUUCACUCUCCUUCAGGAUCCUUCCCUAUGUCCUGCGGACACAGCAUUUCAGUGUUCAGGAGGCCACCCGCUUUGUGUCUGGGCCUGGGGCCAAGCAGCCCGUGAGUGUGGCUGAGGACUUGGCCCAGGCCUGGAUGCCAGCCGACCAGGGAGAGCCGAGCUGCAGCAGUCCCAGCGGGACGCCAGGGCCAUGGGCCAGGAAGCACCUGAUCUGAGGGAAAGGCCCUCUGCAAGGAGCAGUUUGAGGGCCCAGCUUAUUUCACUUGCCAGAACCAUCUAUGGUGGUGAGGAGUCCCAGAAGGGGCAGAAAUUGCGGGCAGGACAAGGAGUGAAAUUAAAAGAGAGGGGAUCCCUGACAGUUUCAACUGUUAAAUGGGGAGAGUGAGUCUGCUUGGAGUCCCCCCUCUGGCCAUUUUGGGGGGCUGGAGGGAAUGGCUUAGUGUGGUGAUGGCAAACUUAUGACACACGUCAGUGUUGACAUGCCAGUCUUCACCCAUACCCAGCAACUGCUCUUGUGCAAUUUUCAGAGGCAACACCAGACUGGAAGGUGCUCAUUCAUGGCCUGUAGAGACUUCAAAAACCAGGCAAGAGCCAGGGUGCUUUCGCAACAUGUUUAGAGGCUUCUCGGAAGCUGCUUCAAGAACGAAGGCCUCAUGCGACCCAGAGCAGCCUCUGGUGAGCCACAGGUCCUGAAGGGAAGCUGGGUGUAGGGAGCCAUGGGGCAAUGGCAUCAUGCCAUGAGGCUCGGGCACCAGCCUGGGGGAAUGGCACAAGGCAGCCUUUGUGGGUGGCCGGAAUGGCACCAGGGCUGAGGUCAGUGCCAGGGCCUUGGCAGAAGAUUGCACCAAGCUCUCUGUGAUCCAGAAAAGGCCUUUUGCUCUAUGGCUGUCCGGCUAUUUCAUUGCCAAGUGCCAACAGCAUUGCUACCAUGUGGUUAUGUGAACCUUGCCCGUAUGGAUUCUGGCAUAUUCCUCAUCUGUUUUGACACACCCUCUCCUCUUUAGAGGCAAAAUGCAAUGAUAUCAAAAAACAUUUUCCCAACAAUUCUGUAUUUUGUCCACCCUUAACAGAGUAGCUAUUUACAUAUACCCCCAUUAGGGAAGUGGAAAAAUCAACUAAAAUCACAUU